Molecule: messenger RNA, 231 nt
Organism: Aplysia californica (California sea hare)
Lineage: Eukaryota; Metazoa; Mollusca; Gastropoda; Aplysiida; Aplysiidae
Product: T-box transcription factor T
Biological process (GO): mesoderm formation; regulation of transcription by RNA polymerase II; positive regulation of DNA-templated transcription
Cellular component (GO): nucleus
Molecular function (GO): DNA-binding transcription factor activity, RNA polymerase II-specific; RNA polymerase II cis-regulatory region sequence-specific DNA binding
Source: RefSeq, a predicted model, not a curated record
AACGCCAUGUACACACUUCUGCUGGACUUUAUACAGGUGGAUGCACACAGAUGGAAGUAUGUCAACGGUGACUGGGUGCCUGGAGGUAAGGCAGAACCGGCCGCCCCCAGCUGUGUGUACAUUCACCCCGACAGUCCGAACUUCGGCGCUCACUGGAUGAAGGAACCUGUCAACUUCAGCAAGGUCAAACUCACCAACAAACUCAACGGCGGCGGCCAGGUGAGUGAUUUG